UAAGUGGGACGCAGCUCAGAGGUGGUCAGAGCGUUGGGUCUAGCGCAGGCAGGCACGAACCCGGGCGCCGCUCCCUCGUAAAGCAAACGCCUGCAGCUUCCUCAAACCUUUUACCUGUGACAACCCGCACAACACAAGACCGACAGCCACAAGGUGCCAGAGCGACACCAUCCGUCAAGGCUCGACAUCUUGCGCAUUUGACGACGCUGACUACACAAGCAACUUCAAAUCCCCGUGCCAGUAUGGCUUCCCGCCGUGGCUAUGGCGGCUACGACGACCGCUAUGCGGGCGGCUCUCGUCGCGACGACAGGCGAGAUCGCGACCGCCACCGAGACCGAUCCCGUGAGCGAAACCGAGACCCCGAUCACUAUCGGGACGAGCGCACUCGUGAGGAUGAUAGACGUCGCCGUGGAGAAGACCGCUAUUCAAGUGGACGUGAUAGAGAUAGAGACCGAUAUGACGACCGCCGCCGCCGCCGAGACGACCGGGACUACGAUCGCAGCCGCAAUUCCCGUCAGCGCUCACGUUCUCCCCGUGACCAAUCUAGAGAUCGACGAGACACUCGAGACAGCCGUUACCGCGACCACGACCGGUAUGAACCCCGCUCUGAACGCCGAUUCCACAGCGAUGGCCGCCCCCGCAGCUCCCAUUCGGCCGCCUCUGGCGUAGACUUGAGGCCCACCUCCCGUUCUAGCAAUCUCUCCAGGGAAGAAAUCAAGAAGCGUGACGAGGAAAAGAAGAAGCAAGAGGAGGAAGCCAAGACAGCUGCCAAACUUGCUCGUGUGGCAGAGUGGAAGAAGGCCCAACUCGCUAAGAAGGCCGCCGCUCAAGCUGCAAGUGCCGCUACAGCGUCCUCUACACCCACCGCCUCUGAGCAGGACAAAUCAAAGCCAGCAGCAAACGCGAGUUCUGAAAAGAAGCCCGUUCAGACAGCCCCCUCCUUUCAGCUUGACCAAUCUGCAGCGGCGCGCCCUUCUGGGUUCAAGGCUGCCGCAAAGCCAAACGGCGCUGGUCUUUCUGGUUCCGCUGAUGUGUCUCAAUCCACCGUCACUAACAUUGGCGCGUUCGGACUCAAGAGCAAAUCAGCCAAGGAAAAUGAUGCGCCUGGCAACAAAGCCCUACUGGAUGAUGGAGAAAAGUCCGGCAAGCGCUCCCUCCAGCCACUGGCCGACUUGAACCCCGCUGAGGGACAAGAGCCUGAUGCUGUCGUCGCUAACAAUGGCGAGGACGACCCCAUGAGCGACAUGGCGAGUCCCGAGGGCAACAACGCCGAACUUCAGGCCCAGUUGGAGAAACGUCGCGCCGAGAUUGCGCAGGAGAGCACAGAAACGGAAGGCACCCCUGCCAUGCCCAACGCAUCCAGCGAAAAGAUGGACGUUGACGAUGCUGCAGGCGAACAAGCCGAAGAACAAGAGGAAGUUGACCCCCUCGACGCUUUCAUGGCCAACAUGAAUACAGAUGAACCCCAAGCUAGAGCCCCCCAGGGUCAAGCCAUGUUUGGUGAUGACCUGGAGCCUACCUUCACUGCCGUCGAGGAUGAAGACAUCAUGGCCCUCAAGGCAUCAAAGAAGAAGAAGAAGGAAGUACCUGUCAUCGACCACUCCAAAGUUGAGUAUGAGCCCUUCACCAAAAAUUUCUACAAAGAGCCCGCCGAAGUCGCGCAGAUGACCCCCGAAGAAGUCGCAGACUUACGCCACGAACUCGAUGGUAUCAAAGUCAAGCCUGCCAACGUUCCCUGUCCCGUCAUCAAAUGGGCUCAGAUGGGCCUACUCCAACCUACAUUGGACGUUUUUGCAAAGCUCAAGUAUGAAAAGCCGACGCCUAUCCAAUCCCAAGCAAUUCCCAUUGCGGAAUCUGGCAAGGAUAUGAUUGGUAUCGCCAAGACUGGUUCCGGAAAGACUCUCGCUUUUGGGGUCCCCAUGAUCCGUCAUAUCCUCGAUCAGCGGCCCCUCAAAUCCUCUGAUGGCCCGAUAGGUUUGAUACUUGCUCCGACCCGUGAGUUAUGCACACAGAUUGUCAAUGAACUCAAGCCUUUCCUGAAGGCAUCUGGGCUGCAUAUCGCCGGCGUGUUCGGUGGCCCCCCAGUAACGGAACACAUUGCCCUCGCGAAGCGCGGUGGGAACCAUGUUCUCGUUGGCACCGCCGGUCGUCUUAUUGACCUCAUGCAGGCCAAUCAAGGUCGUGUUCUCAAUUUCAAGCGCGUAACUUACGUUGUUCUCGAUGAGGCCGAUCGUAUGUUCGAUAUGGGUUUCGAACCUCAGGUUCUUAAAAUUCUGGCGAAUAUUCGCCCUGACCGUCAAACCAUCAUGUUCUCAGCCACACUCCCUAAGAAUAUGGCAUCUUUGGCUCGCAAAGAACUCACCCGCCCUGUUGAAGUGACAAUUGGCGGCCGUAGUGUCGUCGCUGAAGAGGUCGAGCAGAUUGUCACGCUCCUUCCACCAUCGUACGAUCGCAAAGUCACUGAGCUCAUCCGUGAAUUGGGAAUCCUAUUUGGCAAAAAUGACAAUGCACAGGUCCUCAUCUUUGUUGAGCGCCAAGAGGCCGCCGACGAUCUACUACAUAAGCUUAUGAAGAAUCGCUACAUGGCUGUAAACACUAUUCAUGGUGCUAAAGAUCAGAAUGAUCGUUCCGAAGCUAUCAACGAUUUCAAGCAAGGAGUCCUUCCCAUUCUCAUUGCUACUUCCGUUGCAGCCCGUGGCUUGGAUGUACCAGGUCUCGCUAUGGUCAUCAACUUUGAUUGUCCUACUCAUCUAGAGGACUACGUUCACCGAUGUGGACGUACUGGACGCGCUGGCAACAAAGGUACAGCUAUCACUUUCCUUGAGAAUCCCGGCCAAGAACGUUUCUCCCUCUUCAUCCGCAAAGCUUUGAGGCAGAGCGGUCAAAAGGUGCCAGAUAACAUCCGAGAGAUUGCCGAAGCUUUCGACAAGAAGAUCCAGAGCGGUGAAGAAAAGUGGUUUGACCCUGGAUUCGGUGGUAGAGGUAUCGAGAGGUUGGAUGCAGCCCGCGCUCAAGAGAAGCGACGUGAAAAGCGCGCCCACAAGAUCGAAGGCGAGGAAGACAGCGAGGAUGAAGCGGAGCUACCCGACGCCAAAAAGUUGAAGGCCGGCGCUGAUGCUCCAGCCGAUGCUGCUGCUGCUGCUGCUGCAGAACUCCCGUCGUAUAUGCAGAUUCUUACUAACAAGAUCGUUGUCAACAAGACGGAACGCGUUGUUGAAUCUGCCCCGAAGAAACCAAUGACUGCCAAGGAGAGGGCCAUGGCUGCUGCCAACAAGGUCGAUGGUCGUCUCAGUAGGAAGGGCAUGAUCCACCAUGGCCAACCAAUUGAUAACAAAGGUCCUGAUGCCGGAGCAUUCCACUCCACCAUCGAGAUCAACGACUUCCCUCAGAAAGCCCGCUGGGCAGUCACUAACCGUACAAACGUGGUCAAGAUUCUGGACAGUACUGGUGUCUCCAUUACUACCAAGGGCACCUAUUACCCGCCUGGAGGUGUUCCUGCUGAGGGUGGUGAGCCUAAGCUCUACAUCUUGGUCGAAGGUGACACCGAGAACGUAGUCACUUCUGCUAUGAUGGAGAUCACUCGUCUCCUUCGCGACGCAACACUGAACACAGAGGAAGCCCCGGCACCCCGCGGUGCUACAGGUCGCUUCACUGUUGUCUGA
Messenger RNA from Periconia digitata, 3662 nucleotides. The record is from the annotation of a GenBank genome assembly. NCBI's taxonomy places the organism in Eukaryota, Fungi, Ascomycota, Dothideomycetes, Pleosporales, Periconiaceae.